ACUUUAGGGAAAAUCUCUGUUUUUUAAACAGAUCUCAUGUCCAUAUCUUUAUCGAUACAUUUCGAGAUGGGGCCGGACAUUGUUGUUUUUGUCGCACCUUACCAUAAAAUCUAAUAGUCCAUUUCGCCAAUACGUUUGUGUGCUUGCGAAUUUUCCUUAAUAUUUAUACUUCAGAGGAUCAUAACUUUGGGCUAAUGAAAUGAUCCAAGCGCAGCUUCGUGUCCUGUUUGACGUGUCGUACUUCUAAAUGGGGUGCCACGGAGUGAUUGGUAAGAUUUUUCAAUUCUGUAUUGAAGCCAUUAGGACCCAAACUAUCUCCCCUACAUAUAUCGCGAUUUUGAAGAAUGGUGGAGACGACAGUAGUUUUCUUACAACAAGAUGGGGUUAUCAAUUUCUGCAUAACCUGAGGAGAUACUAUUCGUGCAAAUUUUUAUGAAUUAUCGCAUGUUAUCCAUAGUACACGCAUACAUUCUUUUGGUUUUAUACUUUGACCUGUAUUUGGCAUUUACUUGAUAUAUCUUGUGUUCUUGUUUCUAUCCAAUUUAAUUGCCUUUUAAAGGAGCAUUAUAUUAUCGAAAUAGGAGGGGAAGACAUUGAUAAUAUACAAAAGGGUGACAAGGUUGAUUUUAAUAAUAAUAACAAAGGGUGUCAAGUAGACACGCCGGAAAUCUAUUUUCUACCUUUUUUUUUUGUUUUAGAAUCUAGACUUUUCCUUUCCAAACUCGCUAAUUAAGAGGAGCAUGGUGUUUUCCAUCCCUUCCUAUAUUUGCACCGGUGACCGCCCCAAAAAAGUAGUUGAUUUUCGUGCGCACAGCCUUGCGCUUCUUGUUGGUCACCCGAAGACAGGCCACAACCCCGAUGCGCUUUUUGAAAAAGAAUUCAAGUACAUCUGGAACGGCGAGCGGGGGGGAUAUUUAGAGAAGAUACGCCGCCAGCAGGCCAUGGUGGAGAGCAAAAAGAACUUGACCUCGAACGGCUUUCUGUACGCCUCCCCCACACGCCGUCCGGAAGGUCUGGGGUCCUACUUUGGGUGCUUUCAGAAAACCCCCCAUCCCCACAUCCCGGAGCACCUCACCUCGCGCGGGCCUCCCGCCGUCCGCAAAGCGCCCCUACCCCGCGGCAUUUUCACCUCGCCGAGCCCGAAAGGCUCCUACGGGACGCCAGGGCUGAGUUUGUCCGCGAUCGGCAAUGACUACAUCGCGUCCUUUUACGAUCAGCCCAGCGUGAAUGAGAAGCUCUACCGCGAGGCGUGGCGGCGGCGGAUGCCGGCGGAGACUUUUCGCCCCUGCGGCCGCCGCGGCUUCACCUUCGACGAGAGCCUCCUGACAGGGGCCUCCAAAUGCUAUAUCAUGACGGUCCCUUUUCGCGAAAAGCGGUCCCCGCCGAAGUUUGCGCAUUUCGUGAUCCAGCAGCCCUGGCGGCCGCCGGGCUACGUCGAGGACAAGCCCACCACCUUGGAGUACUGGGAGGACCCCCUGAACGGCUACGACCCCCGGAUUGACCCCAAAGAACGAAUUAAAAAGCCAUCCUCCGCCGUGUUUUACCCUAGUUCGAACAGUGGGUCAUUUUGGUACACUCAGAGUAUUGUAUUUAAGUGCCUGUAA
This is a messenger RNA of Phytomonas sp. Hart1, 1604 nucleotides long. The record is from the annotation of a GenBank genome assembly. Lineage: Eukaryota; Euglenozoa; Kinetoplastea; Trypanosomatida; Trypanosomatidae.